Molecule: messenger RNA, 3241 nt
Organism: Silurus meridionalis
Lineage: Eukaryota; Metazoa; Chordata; Actinopteri; Siluriformes; Siluridae
Gene: enpp2l
Product: ectonucleotide pyrophosphatase/phosphodiesterase family member 2
Exons: 25
Coding region: 388-2934 (848 amino acids)
Biological process (GO): immune response; phosphatidylcholine catabolic process
Molecular function (GO): phosphatidylcholine lysophospholipase A1 activity; phosphodiesterase I activity; alkylglycerophosphoethanolamine phosphodiesterase activity
Source: RefSeq, a predicted model, not a curated record
UUUGUAAUGCUUGAAUUAGAAGUCGUUUGCAAGCUCCCAAUCAGACGACCAAUGACACUAAAGGUACAACCGUGCAUAAUAAUAAGGUAUUCAUCAGCUUCAAACCCAUGGAAACAUCAGCACAUGAAGGCAGUUUAGAAGUCAGAUCUGUCCCCAUCACCCCCGCAUAGCGAACCGCUGACUCGUGCUGUGCGUCUGAGUCCGGGAGCAGGGAGCAGCACGCGCGAUCGUUUCUGCGCGCGCAUUGGCUAGCGGAGGAGGGCGCACGUGGGCCAGUGUAAACAAGCCGGCAGCGCGCGCGCCCCCGCACCGCCCCCGUGCGUGCGCGGUCAGCUGGACCUCGGUAAAGCGGCUUGGACCUCAGUGCAGCGCGGACACGCCGGAGCAAUGGCGCUCGGAAACCUGGUUGCUUGUGUAUUCCUGUUAGUGCUUGGCUCCUAUGUGUGUGUGGGCUACGUGUUUCAAGCCGGACAGCCAACAGAAGAAAAAGAAGAGAUUCCCUUAUUCUCUAAAAUAUCUUUAUGGGAACGCACGACCGGUUCCUGUAAGGGGCGGUGCUUUGAGCUGGUGGAGGCGAAGCCUCCCGUGUGCAGGUGUGAUAAUCUGUGUAAGACCUACUAUAGCUGCUGCUCUGACUUUGAUAAACAUUGCCUGAAAACCGCCGGAGGGUUUGAAUGUACUGCAGAACGGUGUGGAGAAAGCAGAAAUGAGGACUAUGCAUGCCAGUGUUCAGAAGACUGUUUGGAGAAGGGGGACUGCUGCACCAACUACAAAGCUCUAUGUAAAGGUGACAGCCAAUGGGUGGAUGGAGACUGUGAGGAGAUUACCACCCCACAAUGCCCAGCAGGGUUUGUACGUCCUCCUCUCUUUAUUAUUUCCCUGGACGGAUUCCGUGCCUCCUACAUUAAGAAAGGAAAAUCGGUCAUUCCCAACAUUCAUAAACUGAGAACAUGCGGGACACGCUCGCCUCACAUGAGACCGAUGUACCCUUCAAAGACCUUCCCUAACCUCUACACGCUUGCCACGGGACUUUACCCGGAGUCUCACGGCAUCGUGUGUAACACCAUGUACGACCCAGUGUUCGACGGGAACUUCAAUCUGCGUGGGAGAGAGAAGCUCAAUCAUCGCUGGUGGGGUGGACAACCUAUCUGGAUAACAGCAGAGAAGCAAGGGGUGAAGGCAGCAACGUUCUUCUGGCCUUGGGUGAUUCCACUGGAGAGAAGGAUUCUGACCAUGCUUAGGUGGCUCCACCUGCCUGACAAUGAAAGGCCGUAUGUGUACGCAGUACACUCUGAGCAGCCUGAUGCGUUCGGCCACAGACUGGGGCCUCUCAGCAAUGAGCUGGAUAACCCACUACGAGAAAUAGAUAACAUCAUGGGUCAGUUGAUGAACGGUCUGAAACAGAUGAACCUGCAUCGAUGUGUAAAUGUCAUCAUAGUGGGCGAUCAUGGAAUGGAGGAGGCCCACUGUGACCGUACAGAGUAUCUCAGCUCAUACGGGCUCAAUGUUAAUGAUUACACGCUCAUCCCGGGAUCGUCUGGGAGACUGCGUCCCAAAAAUCAAAGCGUGCCAUACGACCCAGUAGAGCUUAUAGCUAAUUUAACAUGUAAGAUGCCCAAUCAGCAUUUUAAAGCCUAUCUGAAGCAGCACCUGCCCAAACGGCUGCACUACGCCAACAACCGCAGGAUAGAAGAUGUCCACCUGCUCAUGGAAAGGAAGUGGCUCGUGGCCAUGAACCGGUUACCUGGCAGCUGCGGCUACUUUGGUGAUCACGGCUACGAUAACAAAAUCAGCAGCAUGCAAACCAUAUUUUUGGGAUACGGACCGAGCUUCAAGUUCAGGACGGAAGUCCCGGUGUUUGAGAAUUUAGAGCUUUACAACGUAAUGUGCGACCUCCUGGGCCUUACUCCUGCACCCAAUAAUGGCACCCACGGCAGUCUAAACUCCAUGCUUAAAAACCCUCCUUACACACCCACCGAGCCAGAGGAAGUGACAUCACCAAAACCCCUGAACCCUGCUGCCACUUCACUGGCCUUGUACAACCUGGGCUGCAGCUGUGAUGAUGAGAAUAUGAUCGAGGAGAGCGCCGAAGGAUUUUUCUCAGAAGGCUCUGCUUUGUUUAACAAUAAGACCCAUCUGCCAUUCGGGCGCCCCGCCGUGUUGUUCCAGACCUCGUACUCCUUACUGCAGCACUUAGACUAUAUCAGCGCAUACAGUUACGAGCUGCACAUGCCCCUGUGGACGGCGUUCACCAUACCAAAACAGAUAGAGAGCACUGCUGCACCUCUUUCAGACACAGACUGUGUAAGAGCUGACAUCCGAGUUCCUCCUGAACACACACAGACCUGUGAUUCCAACGAGGAUCACAAGAUCAUUCGUGGAUUCCUGUACCCACCUGGUUUUUCCAUCUCUCCUGAUUCCAGAUAUGAUGCUUCAUUUAUCACUAAUACAUUCCCUAUGUACCCUGCCUUUAAGAGAAUAUGGAAAUACCUGCAGAUGACAGUAUUGAGGCGUUAUAGUGAAGAGAAGAACAGCAUUAAUGUUGUGACUGGACCCAUAUUUGACUAUAACUUCGAUGGACUCGGAGACACAGUGGAAAAAAUCAGAGAACAUGCAGGUGACUCUGCCCCGAUACCUACUCAUUUAUAUGUGGUAAUUACAAGCUGUGAAGUAGAGAACACAACAGUGGAGGAGUGCAAUGGAUCAAUUUUCACAUGUUCAUUCAUCCUCCCGCAUCGGCCAGAUAACUCUGAAAGCUGCAAUAGCUCAGAGGAGCCAUCCCACUGGGCGGAGGAGAUCCUGCGCACUCACACGGCUCGCGUACGCGACGUAGAACUGCUCACCGGACUCGAUUUCUACCGCUCGCUGCCGCUGCCCUACACAAACACACUCUCGCUGAAAACCUAUCUGCACACUUUCGAGGACAACAUCUAACGCCUGGUGAAGCGACAUCACUAAACACCACAUCACCUCUCUUCCCAGAUCCGCUGAUGAUUAGGUGUAUAGUUUUUAUACAGUUUGUCAUAUUUAUUGUUCAUUUCAGACGAAAUAACGAUGGUACAUUGUUUCAAACGCUUCAGCUUUAGAGUCACUAAACAUAUCUGAAAUACACUGGGUUAUCAUAAGUAUCUUUGCGUGUGUAUGUGUGUGUGUGUGUGUGUGUGUUGUAAGUUAACAGUUUGUUAGGUUUUAUGUGACAAUAAUGUGACCACACAGUAAAGUUCACUUACAGAACUCUCUA